AUGUUCAAAGGAAGCUAAAUCAUUAAGAGCAGCUCAAGAAUGUUCUGGCUUUAAAAGCAACUCUAAUCUUCUUAAUAUAUGACUCUCACCCAGAGAAGCUUUGCUUCUGGAGGCCAUGGUCACCACCAUGAUGAUCAUCACGACGAUCAUGGAGAUCAUCACGAUGAUCAUGGACAUGGACAUCACGAGCAUGUUGAAAAGCCUGCCUUAGAUCAUAAAUUUUUAGAUGAUUCUAACUCAAACAAGAAAUUCAUAGUAUUUAAUGGUUUACAACCAACUGAGCCAGGAGUUAUUGUCCUUGAAAACCCAUUCAGACAUCACAAUGACUUGAAGUUAUCUAAUGGCUAUCCAGGUGGUCACUCAUGGGAGGAAGAAGGUAAUAUUCAUGAUGAGCCAUAUGGUUAUGAACUUGGAGAUGAUGAGCAAGGUUAAUUAGUUUACCCAUACCUUCUUUUAUUCGUUGGGUUUACAUGCUUCGCUCAUUUAUUACAUGCUCAUUUCUACUUUGACAACAGAAAGACAGGAGAGGUUCUCUAUCAUCAAAGACUUACAGCAAAUCAAAUUGAGGAUGAGAUUAGAAGAAUCAGAGAGGAGGAUGCUGAAUUAAGAGGCCACAAAAGAGCUUGA
Messenger RNA from Stylonychia lemnae, 627 nucleotides. NCBI's taxonomy places the organism in Eukaryota, Ciliophora, Spirotrichea, Sporadotrichida, Oxytrichidae. The record is from the annotation of a GenBank genome assembly.